AUGAUCAACAGCUACCACCAAAAUUCGAGUGUGGUGAGCACGGAGGAUGGCAGUAGCUCCACUGUAUUUGGUAAUCCUCGAAUAGAGCAGCGACGCCGGCAUGCGCAGCAGCAGCAGCAGCAGCAGCAAGUGUCGCGGUUGCCCGGCAGUUACGAACGCUUCUCAGAGACGCUGCCGCCGUCCUCCAAAAUACAGCAGGACCCCGUCACGGAGUAUGCGGCGCGACGCGACGGCGAGGGCAGCAUUCCCAUGUUACUCCGAAACGAAGGUAGUCGGUCACAGAUGCAUCACAUGGAGGCGGUGGAAAGCGGUGUGGCACCACCACCCGCCGUGCGCACAGCACGCACGGACCUGCCCGCCUUGGCGUCGCCAAAGCAUUCGGCUGAGGAGCCGCAGACCCUCUUGGAAACCACAGUGAUGGUGUCGACAAAGAUGCCCCCACACGAGCCGCAGGUGCGCCCGCUGGGCGUGUAUGUGCGCACAGGCCGCGGAGGCCCCAACGGGGUGACGCGUGUCGUUCUCGUGCGACUGACCGACCCCACAGAUCCCUUCUUUUUGUUUGAGUUGGAGCUUCUCGAGGACGACUACAACGCCUUCAAGCAGCACCUGGAGCUGCUCGUUGACUUCCACGGCUUUCCGCGCUACCUGGUCGGCAUGCUGCGCGACAUCGCUGACGGCGCCUCCGCCUAUGAGUUGUCCUUUGUGUUGAACAGCGCCGCCGUAGGUGACUCGAACCGAGGGACGCUGCGAGUGCUGGAGACGACGGAUUUCAAAACUGUAGAGCAUAUUUCACUGGUGCUACUGCGACAGGGGGACGCCGGCCUCAAGCGGUACCUCGCCGAGCGCUUUCAACACUACGAGCAGUCGUUCCGUGCAUCGGAGGCUUCGCGAGCGGUCAUCACGGCGGAGCUUCAGGAGAAAAUCGGUGACUUGCAGGCCGCGAACGACGCGCUGCGUGCCAGUUUGCGCAAGGCCGAGGAAGAGAUGCGGUUUAUGAUGACGGACGCAGAGAAGGAGCAGCUGGUCGCGCUGAACCGACUACGAGACCACCACACGAAGGAGAUGAACGGCGCUCGUGAAUCAUUCGACAAAAAAGUCGAGCAGCUCUCGCACGCCUUGGAGGAGAAGACGCGUCAGCUGCGCGACACCACCCACGAAAAGGAUGCUGCCUUGGCAGAGUCACACGUUCGCACAUCGCAGCUGGAAGCCAAGGUGGCCUCGCUCCAGUCACAGCUCCGCAGUGCACAGGACACGGUAAGCGUUCAGACCAAGGAACUCGCCACGUUGCGGGAGAUGAACGACGAGCUGGCAAACUUCAAGGCCGAGGCGACAAAGGCGAUGUCGGAGAACGAGCUCAACUACGUGACGGUGGCGGAGCGGCUCCGCGGCACCAGCACCGCACUGCAGAGUCGAGAAGAGAAGAUGGCCGCGCUGCAAGCACACUACGAGAAGCAGGACGAGUACAUCCGCAUUUUGGCUGAGCAGAACAGGCAGCAGGCAGACCGCGCCCACGAGGCGGAGAAGAAUCUGGACAAGGCCCAUCACAUCAUCGCAAACCAGCUGCAGGCGAUCAAAAACGCGAAGGGCCGCUACCACAUUGCGAUGGAUCAGCUACGCACGCAGGAAACGCUUCUGCAGGAGCGCGACGGUGCCGCGCGUCGGCAGCAGGAGGAGCUGACGACGGCGACGGAGCGCGUCCAGGAGCUGCUGCGCAAAAACAGCGACCUCCGUGAGCAGCUGGAGACGACCAACAACGCUCGCGAGAAACUGGUGCAAGAGGUAAAGCUGAGCCAGCAGGCACUGCUGCGUCUGCAGCAGACGACAAGCAUCAACGGACGUCACUGGGGCGUGUUAAGCUCGGCGUAUCAUAGCAGAGAGGGAGCCGCCGCUGGUGUAUCUGCCCUGAAUCCUGCGACGGGGGCGAGCACGGCUGACUUCAUGCGCGAGUUCAGCGCACAUACACAAGUGCUGAGUCAGCCGGGGUACCACGGCAGCAACCUUCCCUCCCGUACUAGUCUCUAUCGCUCCACAAACCUGGGAAAGGCCGGAUUUGUCGCUGCGUCGAACGGGCUGGCGCCUUCUACCAUGGCCACUGCAACUGACAGUGCUACCGUUAUCCAGCGUCCAUCGCUCUUUGCCGCGAAGGCAGCUUCUCCGUCCUUGGCGCACAGUAGCCAGGAGCGGGCCAGCAGUGCCGAGACGGCGGGCCUGACCGAGCCACAUGGCCGGGCGAGCAUGUCGUCACUGAGGAAGACGGAGCCAGCCAGCGGCGCCGCGGCUGCCUCGGCGGUGCAACCUCCCGUGAAACAUCUCUCCCUGGACAAACAAUCGCCGCACACGGAGCACUUUUCAUUCAACGGCUUAGCAAUCAAGUCCUUCUUUGGCGAAGGGGAUGCAUCGCAGCGAGCGACGGUGACUGCAGGUCCGGCACUAGAGAGCGCCUACUUUUAG
Molecule: messenger RNA, 2451 nt
Organism: Leishmania major strain Friedlin
Lineage: Eukaryota; Euglenozoa; Kinetoplastea; Trypanosomatida; Trypanosomatidae
Exons: 1
Coding region: 1-2451 (816 amino acids)
Biological process (GO): centriole replication
Cellular component (GO): centriole
Source: RefSeq, a predicted model, not a curated record